Molecule: messenger RNA, 6140 nt
Organism: Sphaerodactylus townsendi
Lineage: Eukaryota; Metazoa; Chordata; Lepidosauria; Squamata; Sphaerodactylidae
Gene: AKNA
Product: AT-hook transcription factor
Exons: 22
Coding region: 365-4882 (1505 amino acids)
Biological process (GO): neuroblast delamination; neuroblast division in subventricular zone; epithelial to mesenchymal transition
Cellular component (GO): centrosome
Source: RefSeq, a predicted model, not a curated record
AAACGUCAGGCCAGGGGCUGGCAUUUUGGACUGAGGCGAUAAGUGACCAGGGAGCAACUUUCUGGGGUUCGCCUCUGUCAGGUCUCCGUGAUGGCCCAGAGACUAGAGACGUGGAGAGUGCUGGGAUGGGGCCCAAAAAGGAGAAAUGUUCUGAAAACCAGCCAACAACCUCGGGCAGGAUGUACAGAAGUGUCUGAAUAAGGCCGCAAUGUGACCUACUUUCCCAAGGCGCACACCACUCAGUCCCCCGGCUCUUUGCUGAGGCCUCAUGAUGAAGCGGCACAAGUGAGUCUCCUCGUUUUGCUCCAGGAGGUGAUUUCGACACGCCACACUGCAUCAGCCUACUUCCUGGGGACGGCAGGACAUGGCCCGGGCGCUGGGCAAUGGAUGGAAAUGGGACCGCCACCAUGAACUGCAUCAGGACGAGGAGGCCACUGAAGAAGAUGAGGACUUUGAGGGCCACGUGGCUAAGAAUGGAGAAGACGGACUGGCAGCGAGUCAGUGGGACCUCUCUUUCACUCAGGAUAACCCAGAGGAUGUUGGGCUCCUGGAAGAGCUGAAGUCCUACCAGGAGCAUCCGGGGGCAAGGGAACAGAGCUUUGAUCUCGACAGUGGUGGAGAGGCGGACCUGGGGAGCCCCCCACCUGAUAAUGCUGAAUACCAGGAGCAUGAUGGGAUCCAAGAGGAUCUAAGCCCUCUUUCCUAUUGGCAACUACAGAUAGCCGAGCGGUUGAGUGUGAUGGAAAAUGAGCAGGAUGAAGUCCGUUCCGAAGGCCAAAAGAAGCGAGGAGGGGCUUCAGAAGCAGGCAGUGAUGGGGAAGCCUACCCCGAGCUUUCUUACGAGGGACAGUAUGGUUCAGAGUACAGUGCCAGUCCAGAAGCUCUGAGGGAUCCCCUGGCUUCCUAUAAGCAUGACAAAUCCUACAGUUUUAUCUCAGAUGGUGGGGAGGAUUUCUCUGAUGGCUCCAAUAUUAGCCCUUCUCCUUCCAGGGAUGCUCCAGACUUGAGGACAGGUGCCUUUGCGGUCCGGAGCCUCCUUGGUGAUAGCUCAGAGUAUCCUGAGGAAAUAGAAUUUUCCUCCCCAUCUGCAAGGAGUCCAGAAAGCCACGCACUCAGUUCACCAGCAGAUUCCACACACUGGACUCAGAACCUCUUGGGCCACCUGUCAAUAGAAGACCUUCAGAAUUCUCCUGGAAUUGAUGCCGAGACUUUCCCGGAAUCUUCCUAUGCAGAAAACCUGGGUGAACCUGUGAGAACUGUAGUCAAGAUGGCCUCUGCCAGCACUACCCAAAGAAUCAAAGCUAUGGUUAAGCCUAAAGAACGACUAUUGGGUACAACUGGGAGGAUGGCAAUGCCUCAUGACAUAAGGCGAGUUGGGAGCCAGCCACCAGGAAGAGUGAGGAAGCUAAAAGCUGAUGUACCUCAUGGACUUCCUUCAAAAUUCAGCAGGCAGUCAAGGUCUCUGAGUCCUCAGGGAAGAACCCCCCAGAAAAAGGAGAGCUCAUGUCAACUGCACCCAGCAAGUCAAGUGACUCGGGUUGUGAGCAAUUCCUCACAGUACGGCCGAGGGCAGCUCAACUACCCACUACCCGAUCUCUCUAAAGUGGAGCCUCGAGUUAAAUUCCCCAAGGAUCCAGAGACUUACCACCCACCACGGGGGAAAUCUCCCCUCGCAAGAUCAAAGGGCUCAAGGAAACCUGUGAUCUUCAAAUCUCCUGCUGAAAUUGUCCGUGAGGUGUUGCUGAGCAGUGGGGAAGGCUCACCCCAGAAAUGUCCAGUCCCCACUGAAUCUGUGCUUCCAGAAGAAUUCAAAUCCCCCAGACAAGCCACAGAGCUGGUGCAGCAGCUUCAGGAAGACUACCACAAGCUUCUGACUAAGUAUGCUGAGGCUGAGAACACCAUCGACCGGCUCAGACUGGGUGCAAAGGUGCGCCUGUAUGCUGAUCCUCCAAAACCCAGCCAGAUUGACGAAAUGGGGACAAUAUCUCAGGGCUCCAAGGUCAUGACCUUCAGCAUCCCCCAAAUCAGAGCUGCAGAGGUGACAGGGAGGUCUGGCCCAGCACUUAGCUCUGCGCUGUCUGCUGCCUCUGAGACUCAAUCAGCAGGCCUUUCAAUACAUCAGGCUUCAACCUCGCUUCCCAGUUUCGUGGCUGGUGGCAAUCCCAGAGGAGAUGGCUACAACUCCAUGGAAAACCCAUUCUCGGGGGAUCGCUUGACUCAAGUGUUGGCUGCCCAAGCAAGAAAGUUUCAGGGCCAGGUGGAAUCCUUGGAGGAGUUAAUUCAGAUGGGGAGGAUGAUGCCACAGGAUCAGUUGAAGGCAUUUGCAAAGCUCAAGAAAGCCCAGGACGCCCUGGAACAAACCUACCUCCAGGCCCGGGAGGAGUACAGGCAGUCGCAGAACCUCCAGGAGCCUGCAGGGACUCUGGGAGACUUUGAUCCAGAUCGAGCAGUGGAAGGAGAAAUAUUCCGCCUGGAGAUGCGCUUAGAAGAACUGAAAGAGAGAAUUAACAAGGCGACUCAGCCUGCCACGCGGAGCAGCUCUCAGGCAGCCCCAUCCCCUGACUCUUGGCCUGCACAGACUUCAGACAUACAAACAGGAUCCCCGACACCAUCUAUUCAAGCCCCCGUCCCAGCUCUCCCCACUCCAUACCCUCAGGCUCCUGUCUCUAAGGACAGCCCCAGUCAAAUCCAGAAGGAUGUAACAGUGAGCUCCGUCAGUGACGAGGAUGAAGAGGAUGAAGAAGGCCUCCCAGAGCCCCUCUGCCACAAGCAGCUUCUAGUGGAGAAGGACUUUGAUAACCUCCUAGACCAUUACAGCAGCUUCAAGUCUUUGCCAGAGGUUUUGAGUAUAGAACAGCUGAACUUAUACAACUCUGGCUUAGCCCCUGAUGCUGUGGACAAUGUGGCUACAACAGGGUCUGGGAAAAAGGAUGGCCACCACAGAAGGACGUCUGAAGCUAAUGAGACCAUUCGCAUCUCAUCCUCGCAGCAGCCACAAGGUAAGGAAGCUCCAGAUGUGUCGCCAGAAAAGACCAGUCGUAUUCCCUCCACCCAAAUGGAGGAAUCAGUUCCCCUGGGAUCAGCAGAGAAAGGCAGACCCUCUCCUGUAAUUCCCAAGACUUCCUCCAGAAGGCAGCAGGUGCUACUGUCUCCUCAGGAGAGCAUGGCGAGUGUUGCAGGCAGUGGCACAUCAGAACACGCAGACCGGAAGUCCUUCUGGAAGACAAAUGUAGCAGUGUCUGAGGAUUUACGCAUUGUAUCUCCAGAGACAGACAGUGGAUUUGUGGGAUCUGAAGCCAGCAGGGUCUCCCCCCUGGCACAGUUGUCAAAGUAUCGUUCAUCCCAAUCUAGGUCCCAUGGCAUGCUGGGAAAACUUCCUCCACGGAUGACAGAUGCUGACACUCUCCUUCAUCUGGCAUCUAAGAGGAUAGAAUCUACAGCCAUGGAGUCACCAGAGACUGGUGUGUCAGCUAGCCAUACCCAACCAGAAGGAAGCACACAGAGACGUGGUCUUCACAGUCGUGGCACCUUCCAGAUGGGCUCACCUCCCCAAUGGACAAACAGUGUUGCUAGUGAGAUGGAGCCAGGCACAGAUAGCACUCACACUGACUCUGAUGGUGAAGUUCACAACAGAAGCAGCUCUUACAGGGCUCACCCUGAUGAAACAAGGGGUUCUCCAAGUUUCUCUGCCACUUUACUCACCCCAGCGAGAACUUCCUGGCACGGCCUUCUAGAUUCGCGCUUAGAACGAGAUCAGGCUAUUGCGGCUUUGAAGAGUGAAGUCUCGCAGCUGCGGCAAAGCCUUGAGAAGACCCUCCAACAGUCUCCUGGUCCCCCAAAGCAAUCAUCUUCCCCCCAUGGAUUGAGGACCCAACUGCCGUUCCAGAGCAGGGCCCGUAUUCCCAAAAGCGCCAAACUGAUGGGCAAAACAUCAAGAAAAGGUACUGUUGCAUCUGAAGAGCCACAUCCAGAGACUAAGCCCGAAGGACAGGAAAAGCGAGCGUCGCUUCAACCAAAUGAGUCCCAGCUGGAUUUCAGCCCUUCGGAGUCUGACAGUUCUCUGCUGAAGCCUCAGAAAACUAAAUCUCAGGAAGCUACCUCUUCUAGGGCAGAAUCUCGAAAGCAGUCCACCUUACAAGGACCUUAUACAGGGACACAGUAUUCUUCAUCCACCCCUUUGCCCCGAAAACCAAAGGUUCACAAGGGGUCUGACUCCUGCCCCCAUUGCCAAGAAAUCACAUCCCAGCCGGAAGAAGAACCUGAGCAUGAGCCAAAUGCCCUGGACCCUGAAGGCUGUCGUCUCCCCUCCAGUGAUUUAUUCAGGCCCACUCUGCACAGUGCUCGGAAGAAGACAGAACCAUGUCCUCUAUGUAAGGAUACCAAGAAUCGCAGGAGCAAAACAGCUCAUGGAGUGGACCACAGCAGAGAAACCACCUCAUCGCAAGACCACCGUGAGGAAAAGAAGCCCCAUAUCCGGCAGCAACCACAUCAGUCUGGUCUGUGGUAUUGGGCUCUCCCAUCCCCAGCCGCUUCCAUCAGCUACAUCCCCACCGUCCCCUUGGCAGCUUACCUCCCAUCAUCAGCAAUCUACUGUUCACCAACAGCACCUACCUCAGCUUCCUCUCCAGCUGGUGUACCUAUUAACAUCCCCGGUGGGUACCAAGCCAGUACACUGGGAGCAUGGCCCUCACAGCAACAACCUCCACAAGGCCACUCCUGUUCCCUGAUGUUCAACUUUGACGAAAUGCAAGAUCUCAACUGGGCACUGAACCGUGCCAUCAAUGCUGCCAAAGGGGUGAAACUCACCACCAAGCGGAUGAACAGGUCUCUUGCUUCGGAACUGAGCAAAGCUCGGCACCUGCGGGGAUCUUGCCUCUUCUAAGAGCAGAGGACUAUGGAACCCCACCCCCCACCUGGUUUACCAAGGAAAAGUGGACCAAGAAGCCUCUUCAGGAAACAUUCCUCACAUGUUUGUGUGCCAAAGUGCAACACCACAACCCCUUAAAUCUUCCAGGACAUCGCCUUGGGAACUUGGGACUAACAAGCCCACAACUAUCAGGGGAAUUCCCCAGCCUCCCAGGGAAAAAUUACAACCAAAUCUAGGCUGGAAGUCUAACUCUGGCACCAGUCCAUAAAGGCCCCCUCCAUUGGGAGUUUGGGUCAGCCAUCAGAGGCGCCUGGCCUUCCCCUUCCUUCCUGCCGCAUGAAGAAAAACUAUAAUCAUUUCCUGUUUCUUGCACCACCUCCGGUCUGCCCUUUUGCACGCCUUCCAUGCAGAGCUGGGAAAAGGCUAAAUGUCACUCUAAUCUGGCUUUUUGGUAAAACCCAAAAACUAGGUAGGGUGCAGAACAGCACUACCCUUUACCUGGCAUCCCUGCAGGUGAAAACCCUGAGUACGUUUUGCAUGAGAAGAUGGGAAAAAACAACGUGGUAUCAUCUCAGUAAUCCUGAUAUAGACCGUGGUACUGAGCACUGCAGAUCUCUACUACCCUGGAGAAAAAGGAGAGCCCAAGAUAGGUAUCUCCAGAAACUGGAAGCAAUGCCCUUUUUCUGUGGUAAGGGAUGGAGGGGGAGUGAUGAUUUUUUGAAAAAUGCGUGGCAGGGAGGAGGCCGUAUGGCUUAAUUUUUGCCUGUCAGUCCUUCUGUAGCCUUAGAGCUUUCCCUGUUGGGAAUAUCCUCUUCAGCCUCCUUUGCCUCUACCAGCCUUUGCCUUAAGCCUUUAAGCCCUUGGACCGCUCAGGAGCAGCUCCGGAAUGAUCAAUCCCUCCCGUUUGGAGCAGCUCCCAUUGCACAGAGAGCGAUAGACAUGGCUUUUUCCCGUCCUCCUCUAUGUCGGCCAGUUGGUUAUUUAUUUGUAAGGAACUCAUCAGCCACAUAGGACCGUCCGAAGGCAUCGCGGAACCAUUGCUGGCUGCCUGUGGAGUGGGGAAAGACGUCCGCACUUUAGUUUCUGUCAACUCUUCUCCUCGCCAAGCCAUACUAGAAACAGUGACCGGCCUUCGUGGAGAAAAAGCCCUUCCUGGGCUAAGUCCAGGCUGUGGUCCGAUCGAUGCAGAUGGCCUACUUCAGUGGUACUUACCUCAGGAUUUUUAUGCUCUUGUGUGAGAAGAAUGUGAGAGGAAAAAAAUCUGUUUUGUGGA